UGCUGUUUUAAGUUCAAGAAAGUUUUCCAAGGAGUCUUAGGUUUCAAGCAUAUCAUCAUGGUAGCCGAUGUUGGACAGACAGUGGUGAUACCGCAAUCGGAGAAACGGGAUGACAUUCGAAAGAGCAAUAAGCCGAUAAUGGAGAAGAGAAGAAGGGCGCGAAUCAAUAAUUGUCUCAACGAACUGAAGGCACUCAUACUGGACGUUAUGAAGAAAGACCCAGCAAGUCAUUCGAAGCUAGAAAAGGCGGACAUCCUCGAAAUGACCGUCAAGCAUUUAGGCGGGUUACGAUCCGGCGCGCCGGACAGGUUCCGCGCCGGAUACCGGCGUUGCCUGACGGAGAUAGCCCGGUUUCCGGGGCUAGAUGUAGAAUUAAGAAGGAAACUAUUGAAACACUUGGAAGGAUUGGUGCCGGGAACAAGGCUUGUCAAUCCUAGUCAUACGUCGGAUAUUGAAGACGUCCCUCCGUCUACAGUUUUAAUAUCUGGCUCUGGAGUUCACCUAGUCCCAACACGUCUACCCAAUGGCGACAUCGCGUUUCUCCUCCCAGCCAACGUGAACGCUAACACAUUAGGAUCUUUAAGAGCUGCUGUAGGGACACCGUCCCUAACACCUUUCAGAGACCCUUGCUUCUCACCUGCCAGUUCUGUAGGGUCCCCACGCCUUGCGGACGUUGACCUUGCAUUAGUUGUGAGAAAAACAGAAGAUAAACCGUGGAGACCUUGGUGACGGCUAGUUAAACGAGUGAAGAUGCUUCUGUCACACCUCGGACACUGG
This is a messenger RNA of Leguminivora glycinivorella, 777 nucleotides long. RefSeq names its product protein hairy-like. The record is from RefSeq and is a predicted model, not a curated record. Gene Ontology annotation, molecular function: protein dimerization activity; DNA-binding transcription factor activity, RNA polymerase II-specific; RNA polymerase II cis-regulatory region sequence-specific DNA binding. Lineage: Eukaryota; Metazoa; Arthropoda; Insecta; Lepidoptera; Tortricidae. Bases 58 to 729 code for a protein of 223 amino acids. The transcript is spliced from 4 exons. Gene Ontology annotation, cellular component: nucleus. Gene Ontology annotation, biological process: anterior/posterior pattern specification; regulation of transcription by RNA polymerase II; regulation of neurogenesis.